Molecule: messenger RNA, 4073 nt
Organism: Cryphonectria parasitica EP155
Lineage: Eukaryota; Fungi; Ascomycota; Sordariomycetes; Diaporthales; Cryphonectriaceae
Exons: 5
Coding region: 1-4020 (1339 amino acids)
Cellular component (GO): membrane
Molecular function (GO): ATP binding; ABC-type transporter activity; ATP hydrolysis activity
Source: RefSeq, a predicted model, not a curated record
AUGACAUCUUCAACAGCAGAUGCUCAUGAGGCUGGAGGACCUUUUGGUGUAGCCACAGCCCAACAGUCUCACGUCGUCGACCUGGACAAGAUCGACCGCAGCUCCGUCGCCACGAGCUUGGACAUCAGCACUAUCGGGCCUCACGCCCCUCACCAUGCCUCCUCCUCCCUCGCUGGGCGCUCCUCUGGCAAUCAGCUCAGCCUGGACGAUGUCGCUCCAGUGGACCUCUGUAUCUGUGACCUCAGCGUGACCGUAGACACCUCCCCGUCUAUCUUCGAACCAGAGACAUACGCCGACCUCAUCAAGGCGAGGCUGAGGGGGCCGAGGUCUGGGUCUGGGUCUGAAUCUGGAUCUGGACCAGCCGCGCCGUCGUCCUAUAUCAAACCUCUUCUCACAUCCGUGUCUGCCUCUCUCGCGCCUGGCACCCUGACGGCCAUUCUCGGCGGCUCUGGAUCGGGCAAAACAACCCUGCUCAACACCGUCUCUUCGCGCAUCUCUUCAUCCCGCCUCAGCCAGUCUGGUCGGGUUCUCUUCAACUCACAACCUGGUAUCGACACCAUCCGGUCCGCGUACGUCACCCAGACAGAUGUUCUGCUCCCGGCCCUGACCGCCAGAGAGACGCUCCAGUACUCGGCAGACCUUCGACUGCCGCCAGGGUCUGCUUCUGAGGACCGCGUGCGCAUGGUCGAGGAGGUCAUCAUGGAACUUGGGCUUAAGGAGGCCGCAGACACUCGGGUGGGAGACACUACCCACCGCGGUCUCUCGGGUGGCGAGAAGCGUCGUGUGAGCAUAGGUGUGCAGAUGCUCGCGAACCCGAGCGUGUUGUUCCUGGACGAGCCGACUACGGGGUUGGAUGCCAGCAGUGCGUUCCAGCUCGUCAGGACGUUAAAGAACUUGGCUGCGAAGGGGAGGACAGUGGUGGUGACGAUUCACCAGCCGAGGUCCGAGAUCUGGGGUUUGUUUGAUAACCUAAUCUUGCUAUCACGGGGCUCACCGGUGUACUCUGGUCCCAUGGCUGGUUCUCUCCCGUGGUUCGAGUCGCUGGGCUUUGAGGCUCCUGCAUUCGUCAACCCGGCUGAGCAUUUGAUCGAUCUCGCCGCAGUGGACAACCGCAGUCCGGACCUGGAAGCCGAGACCAUGGCCAGGGUGCAGAGGCUGAAGGUGGCAUGGUCUGAAGAGAGCGCGAGAAGGUUCCCCCCUGCAGACGACAUACCCGCUGCAAAUGAAAAUGAGCGGUCGUUGCCGCGCAGGACGAACAAACACGCAACUCCAUUCGCCCGCCAGGUCCAAGUCAUGACGUCGAGGACGCUGAAGACGACAUAUCGCGACCCGAUGGGUAUGCUCGCAGCCAUCAUGCAGGCUGUCAUCAUGGGCCUCUGCACAGGGUACAUCUUCUUCGACCUGGGCCGAGGCCAGGCUGGCAUUCGCUCACGGCAAGGCUUCAUGUACACCACUGCCGCACUGGAGGGAUACCUGUUCCUCGUCUUCGAGGUGUACCGCCUCACGAUUGACAUGCCCGUCUUCGACCGUGAACACAGCGAAGGCUGUGCCACCGCCCUGCCCUUCCUGCUCUCCCGGAGGAUUGCUCGCUUCGUGACGGAGGACCUGCCCGUUCCCAUCAUCUACUCUGUCAUCAGCUACUGGAUGGCUGGCCUGAAUCGUGACCCGGGCAGGUUCAUGACCUACUUUGGCAUCACGCUGAUCAACCAGUAUAUUGCUGUUACGUGUGCCAUGUGCUGUGUCACGGCCAGCAGACACUUUGCAGGGGCUAGCCUGGUCGCAAAUCUGGCUUAUACAUUACAGUCAUUUGCAUGCGGUUUCUUCAUCCAGAGUGACACGAUCGCCAUCUGGCUGCGCUGGAUCAAAUACUUGACCUAUACGUACUACGUCUUUGGUGCUCUCUGUAACAAUGAGUUCCGUGGUUCGUUCUACGACUGUCCCUACCCAGGCGGUGAAUCCGAUCCUGAAUGUGUUUCCUAUACUGGCACCUAUAUCCUCGAGUCCCUCGGCUUCUCGAGAAGAUGGCUGGUUACCCCGAUUGUCGUGAGCGCUUCUUUCGUGGCCUUCUUUUAUAUCUUGUCCUGGAUUGGUCUCACCUUCAUCAAGAAGGAGAUGACCAUCGCUCGGGCCCGCGCUGCUGAGAACGACCUCUCUGCCGGCAAGGAAAAAAUGGCGGCCCGGUCGAUCGAGGAGGUCCGCACCAUCGACGUUGGGCUCGAUCAGUUCGCCCUGGCUCUGGACAAGAGGUCGCCCUGGGGCAAGAAGCUGCCAAGGAAGACCAUCCUCAACCCGGUGACGGCCACGUUCGAGGCAGGCAAGCUGAACGUUAUUAUGGGACCUAGUGGAAGCGGCAAGACCUCUCUCCUCAACGCCAUGGCCCUACGACUCCACAAUAACAUCAGCACACGGUAUCGUCCCUCCGGCAGGAUGAUGUUCAACAGUGCUGAGCCCUCUGCCUCAGUGAUCCGGUCUGUCUGCUCGUACGUCUGCCAGGACGAUGAUGCCCUCCUCCCGUCUCUCACAGUCCGCGAGACCCUCCGCUUCGCCGCCGGCCUGCGUUUGCCGGGCUUCAUGACCAAGGCCCAGAAACACGCACGCGCAGAGGACGUCCUGCUCAAGAUGGGCCUCAAGGACUGCGCCGACAACCUCAUCGGUAACGAACUGGUCAAGGGCAUCUCAGGCGGCGAGAAGCGCCGCGUGACCAUCGCCGUGCAGAUCCUCACGGACCCUCGCAUCCUGCUCCUCGACGAGCCGACCAGCGGGCUCGACGCGUUCACCGCCAGCUCCAUCAUGGAGGUGCUGCGGGGCCUCGCCGCCGAGGGGCGCACCCUCAUCCUGACCAUCCACCAGGCGCGCUCUGACCUGUUUGGCCACUUUGGCAACGUGCUGCUGCUGGCCAGAGGCGGCAGGCCGGUGUACAGUGGUGCGGCAGACCACAUGCUGACCUACUUUGGUAGAUUGGGGCGGGAUUGUCCUCGCAAUACCAACCCGGCCGACUUCGUGAUGGAUCUGAUCACUGUGGACCUGCAGGAGCAGAAGAGGGAAGAGGAGACGAGGAAGACUGUGGACAGUCUUGUAGACACCUGGAACAAACACCCUCGUCGGAGGUCCAGUGGUAAGGCUCACCUCUCGACGCCAGCUGAGCUGGGCGCCCUGGUCCGGCACCGCACCUCCUUCAGGACAUCCUUCCCCCUUCUCAUGCACCGGGCCUUUGUCAACUUCCGCCGGCAGCCCCCUCUGCUCCUCGCCCGCCUCAUGCAGGUCAUUGGCCUGGCCGUGGUCAUGACGCUCUUCUUCGCGCCGCUGGGCCACGACUACGCGUCCAUCCAGAACCGGGUCGGGUUCGUGCAGCAGGUCGGCGCCUUCUACUUUGUCGGCAUGCUGCAGAACGUCGCUGUCUACCCAGCCGAGCGCGACGUCUUCUACCGCGAGGACGACGACGGCGUCUACGCGGCCGAGAGCUUCCUGGCCACGUACUCGCUGCUCGAGCUCCCUUUCGAGGUCAUCAGCUGCCUCAUGUACGGGGUGCUCGCCGACCUGGCCGUCGGCUUCCCGCGCACCCCAGAGAUGUUCUUCGUCUGCGUCUUCACCUGCUUCGGCAUCGUGCACUGCGGCGAGAGCCUGGGCAUCAUGUUCAACACCCUCUUCAGCGACCACACCGGUUUCGCCGUCACCCUGACCAGCAUCAUCCUCUCCAUCGGCAACAUCAUGGAGGGCAUCAUGAGCAUCCACAUGCCCGCCCUCUUCAACGCCUUCAACUACCUCAGCCCACUCCGCUACGCCGUCCGCGCCCUGGGCCCCGUCAGCCUGCGCGGCCAGACGUUUACCUGUGGGAGUGGCGGCGACGACAGCGGGUGUCUCGUCACCACGGGCGAGGAGGUCCUGCAGCUGUACGGGCUGGACGUGGACCCCGUGGUCAACAUCGCCGCGCUGGCGGGGACAGUUGUUGCGUAUCGUCUGGUUGCGUAUCUGCUGCUGAGACUGAGAGGCCGUCGUGUGCCGUCGUCGUCGUCGAAGUAGGCCCCGGCGUGUAUUCAUGUCAUGCUAUGUAAAAAUAAAAUCAUGAUACCUAU